AUGGGCGAGAACAAGCUGUUCGUGGGUUCCCUACCCCCCGACAUCCAGAAGGAGGAGGUCGAGUUUGUCUUCAAGACGUACGGUACUGUCACUGAUGUGCAUGUCAUCGCUGGUGACAGAAAUCGAUCGCAAACCGGACAAGCUUGCGCCUUCGUAAUGUACGAGAGCCGAGAAGCUGCAGAAACAGCAAUCCAGGCUUUGAACAGCGUCUACAAGAUCCGGGAAGAUGCAGAGAAUGCUAUCCAGGUGAACUGGGCGAGAUCAAGCAAAGGAGGAAAAGAUGGAGGAAAAGGCGGCGGCGGUGGUGGCUGUGGCUGGAGCAAUGGAUAUGGCAAGGGCGACGGCGGGCACUACGGCGGCUAUGGCGGCGGCGGCGGCGGCUUUGGCGGCGGUGGCAUGCAGGGCGGCCUCGGCGAAUCUUGGGACAGCUGGGGCAAGGGAGGAGGUGGAGGCGGAGGAGGCUGCUAUGGAGGCAAAGGCGGCGGUGGCGGCUGGGAUGAUGGUAAAGGUGGCAGUGGCAAAGGUGGGACGAGGCUGUUCGUAGGCAACUUGCCCCCGGAUGUCACUGAUGACCAGCUACAGUACGUCUUCAAAGCAUAUGGCAACGUGCUCAAGACUUUCAUCAUGUCCGGGAAGUCAAAGAGCGGCCAAAAUUGCGCCUUUGUAGAGUACGAGCUGUCUGACGAGGCAGAGACAGCAAUACAGACCUUGCACGAGAAAUAUGAGAUCAAGCCAGGUGCUGGCCCGAUCUUCGUGAAGCGGGCACGGAGUAAUCGGAUCCUGGAUAUCUUGGACCUGGACCCAGCUGAGCUUGCCAGCGAUGAGAACUCACCCCUGUCCUUCAUACUGGGCAACAGUUUGGACACAGCAGUCAAGUAUGGCCUUGACACGAGCUUCGGCUUCAUCCAAACAGUCUGCGCUAUCAUUGGGACGGUUACCGUGACAAGUGCUGCAAAGCGAGCAAUGUAUCCCCAAGCACGCCCGGUUGAGCCUUUGUUCAAUCGACUUCGCAUGGAAGGCGGCCCAUUACCACCGACAUCUCAGCACGUAUGGUUCUCCACCGAUCCUUACAAGCUGCUGAGACACAAUCGGAUUGUCGUCCUACAGGGGGAGUCCCAAAGUGGCAAAACUAUGCUGCUGCGGACUGCUAUACCAUGGUCAAGACGCUGGACCAUUUGGCCCUUGAGCUGGAUUUGCUGGCGAGGCUUGUACAUGAAUGGUGGCGAAGCGCAUCGCCAAGACAGCUUCGGACAGUGGAUCACUUUCCAGAUGUUCGGCACCCUCGUGAGAGGCGGCUCGGAGGUCAAGCAAUGUGUCUGGGCUUACAGGAAGCAGCAGUGGUUCUGCCUCCUGAUGGAGAAGCUCCGAAUUCCGCUACCACUUCUUCUACCUAAGCCGGUGUUCGUCAUUGUGGACAAUUUUGAAGAGGUUCUGCGGAAAUAUCCGGAACAAGCCAUGGCUUGGGCCGACGCCAUCGUUCACAGCCACAGCCGGAACAACUAUGCCCGUGUCAUGUUCGUGGUGAACUCUGACUACGGUGCCGAAUCCCUGCUGAAUCUGGCCACUCGCGGGGUGCAUUUCGAAAGAAUCUACAUGGAGCCUCCCAAAGAAGACUGGAGGUAUGCACGGGCAGACAGGGAGCUGCUGAAGCAGUGCGGCUCCAAUGUCGGCCUGUACUGGAAGGUUCUACGGCGACUACACAACGGAAGCCUUGACCGAUGUGAGGUUGACCAGUUCGUGAAGGAGACCCGCGCUCGCUGGAAGCGGGACUUCAGUCUCCCAUUUCCUGUUUGGCCACAUCAGUCGUGGUUCAACUUAUCGCUGACACAGGCGAAGUGCGAACUUGCCAAAGGCUUGGCCGUGCUCUUGGAGUCUGAAUACAGGACGCCAGAGCAGAAUUUCAUCCGCGUAAACAAGAUUCUGGAGGUCGUGAUUCCCCAGUUGGAACUGCUGGACUCGACGCAGCUCUUCGACACCUCGAUGGCCGACUGGACCAGGUCUCUUUCCAACGAGGGCACAAUGAAGGCCCUUCUAUCGUGGCAGGAGGCCAAGGUUGUUGCGAAGCACCUUCGGCGCCUUAUGGGGCGACCUGUGGGCACGACGCGUCGAGCCGGACCCAAAGCAGCUUUUGUCAUGCUGCCAAAUUCGGGUCUUCUCCCUCGGGUGGGCGCGGCGGCGCCCAGCUUCUAUCAUGAGAGGGAUCAUGCGCUCCAGUGUGUGUAUUUCGGCCGCAGCCCACAGCCGCGAAAAGCCUUGCACUGGGGGUUCCGUGAUGUUCAGGACCAAGAGCCGUGCAACCGGAAUGCGAGGAUCCUGAUCUUGGCGCCGACUCUGCAGCGCGGGAAGGCCAGGCUCCUGGAGGCUCAGCUCCUGGAGGAGUGCCAUGCCGAGGGCGGUCAGUGCCUUCGUCGUGCCUCGCGCCUGUCGGAGCGCUAUGCAGACCUCGUGGCGUUAGAAGCGCCGCAUGAGCAGGAGGUCACGAUCAUCCUGAAUCAUUGGCAGCGCCCCGCCGAGAACCUCUUCGGACAGCUCAGGGCAGCUGCAGCUGUGCCAGAAGCGAGUGAGGUGUGGCUUUGUGUCUUCGGAUCGCCCAUGGCUGCUGAAUAUCAGGCGGUCGUGGAUGACUUCCGCAGCAACGGGGGCAGCAAGGUCAAGCUGAUAUCCAGCGAGGUGGACUUCGGUGUCUACGGCCGCUUCUUACUGGCCUCAGCGGCAAGAACGAGGUACGUGUACAUAGUGGACGACGACGUCUCUUUCCCUGUCUCUGCCAUAGGCCAGUAUUUGCGCCACAUCCGCAAACAGCCGGGAGUUUGGGGGCAUGCUGGACACAUCCGACGGGCUGACCCAGAGACGGCGAGAUGGGUGGACCGGCCAAAGAAGCCGGUUGCUGUUGACUACGCCAAUGCCGCGUGGUUCUUGGAAACACGGUGGAUCGCCUCGGCAUUCUUACGUGAGCCCCCGCUCUCUCGACUGACCGGCGAAGACAUGCACUUGAGCUACAUGCUCCGGAAAGUACUAGGACUGCAGACCUGGGUCGUCGGCUGGAAGCGUGACAAGCAUCCACUCAGCCGCUACCGGCUGAGCAUGACUGACCGGACGACCUUGACUCCACCGAUCUUCUCUUUCAGAUCCUUUUUGGCCCGAGCUCAGAUGGCACGAGGACCCGCACUGAGGUAUCCUCCCAGCUUGGAUGCUUUGGCUUUUGUGGAGACCGUGGAUCAGGUACAGCGCGUGCUGAAAAUGGUGCGCCAGUGUCCGAAGGCCUCCGGACGACCCGACAGCCUGGCGCUGCUUCACACAGGAUUGCCUACCACAGACGUGGAGGCUCUGGCUGCAGAUAUUUGUGCAGAGCUGGCAACCCCUUGCUUCUUCGUCCCGUUUGAAGUUUGUGGUGAGGUUUGCGAAGAAAUGGGCUUCGCCCGUGUGACGACCCUGAACAUGCGGGUGGGGCGGCCCGCCCUCAGUUUCAACGACACUGCGAGCCUGGGUUUUCUUGCAGCAGAUGCACUGGAGGCGGUGUUUGGUCUCCUACAAGAACUUCGUGUGGCAAAGCUGUGGUUGCCCUGCGAAGAGACCUGGACCUCCCGAGCCGUGCGCCUGGCCGCCGAGCUGUACAAGGAGGAGGAAUCAGGUGAACUUGUCACCGUCCUCGUCCCAUGUCAAGAUGCGCAAUCUUGGCUUCGUGAAGACUUUAACUACGCUGGUUCUUGCGAAGCACUGGAGGGGGGAAAAAGACCGGUCAGUGGCUCACCACUGCGCCAUCCCAGUAGCACCGAAUCCUCGGAACCAGCCAACUCAGGGAUCCAAGGGUCCAAGUCUUCCGAGCAUUGGGUUGGACCGUCCGAGUCCAAUCACCACAUGGGAUCAGUUGCCCGGGCAUGA
This is a messenger RNA of Symbiodinium sp. CCMP2592, 3882 nucleotides long. The record is from the annotation of a GenBank genome assembly. NCBI's taxonomy places the organism in Eukaryota, Dinophyceae, Suessiales, Symbiodiniaceae.